Messenger RNA from Durusdinium trenchii, 1212 nucleotides. The record is from the annotation of a GenBank genome assembly. NCBI's taxonomy places the organism in Eukaryota, Dinophyceae, Suessiales, Symbiodiniaceae.
AUGGGUACUGUUGAGAGCCGAAGCGAGGAGUCCGAGCCGGUGAGCGAUGGGGUCUUGUUGUCGCAGUUGAUUCAAUUGCUUCAUCGGCGGCCCAAGCAGAGCCUUCCUUUAGCUGAUCUGAAAGCGCUGUUGCCUAACUCCUUGAGGAAGCGGGCGCAAGAUCAUGGAGGCCUGAAAAUGUGGAUCCAGCAAUACCACAGUCUCUUCGAAGUGGUUGGAGAGAUCAACAAGGAGACUGUGGUGCUCAACAUCAGUUCCUCGAGCGAUCGACCACUGCAGGUGGAUUCGCCGAACAGUUCUGAGCCACAGCAAGAGCCGGAUCCAGCUGCAACUCCUGAACAUCCACAACCAAUUUCGAGACGCCAGGAGAAGCAGCAGCAGGAUGCAAAGAAUGCGUUACUUUUCGACGAGGAUGGUCAAGGGCAUUUGGCCGUACAAUUGAGAGGUUUGCCGUACAAGGCAACGGUGGAGGACAUUCGGAACUUCUUGGACACUCAUGUUGAACAUCUUCAUGAAGAGAACCCCAUCCACUUGAUCUUGAACCGUGAUGGGCGACCCUCUGGCUUUGCCCGCGUGCUCUUCGAGUCCCAAGAGUCCGCUCGCUUGGCGCGGGAUGAGUUGCAUCUCCGCGGCAUGGAGGACCGAUACGUCGAGGUCUUCCUCUAUCCCGAGCGGCCGAGCAAGGGCCGCAACCGACGAUUGGAGGAGGGCGAAAAGCCGGCCAUGGCCGAAGCCAAUGGAAUGACCUUGGACACCGUGGUGAAUGAGUGCCGCGCGGAGAUGGCCAAGCCCGGCAAGAGGAAGAUGCUGCUCAGCAUGCUUGGAGUGAAUCUGUCUGCAGGUCAGACGCAUCAGGCGGUCUCUGAGAACAAGAAGAGGAAGUUCGUUUGUCGAUUGUGUGGCGCCAAUCAGUCUGUCCAGCAUGUGAUCGCUCGAGGAGCGGCCGGAAAAGAAUUGCGCCUGAUCGUGCAGGAGUUGAACUAUACCAAGGGGAAAGAGGCGGAAGCAAAACGCCUCGCUGGCCUCGCUGAACAGGAAAUGGCGUCGGAGCCGAUCAUGGCUCCUCAGGCUGAGUCAUUGCCGCCUUUAGUGGCAGCCAGGCCAGCCUCAGAGGAACCCCAAAGAUGGGUAUUUUGGCGUGUCCCAAUAUCCGGCCGCUGCGUCUCUGGGGGACUAGACAGGCCAGCAUGCUCAAUUCCUGCCUGCCGCUAG